Oreochromis aureus is the source of this 3453-nucleotide messenger RNA. RefSeq names its product coiled-coil domain-containing protein 149-like. Lineage: Eukaryota; Metazoa; Chordata; Actinopteri; Cichliformes; Cichlidae. The record is from RefSeq and is a predicted model, not a curated record. The coding region runs from base 141 to 1793 and encodes 550 amino acids. The transcript has 12 exons.
UCGACACGGACGGAAGUGAUGCAAAUCGCGUUUCUCGAUCACUUUAAUCGGUUUUGGCUCUGAUUUCUGCAGAAGCAGAGGGGUGAUGCUUCUGUGAAACUCACUCCGCUUGGGUAACCUUUGUUCCGCUGCAGGACGCGAUGGAUCCGUCCAGGAGGAGCGAAAGUGACUGGCAGGGGCUGGUCAGUGAGUUCCUGGUUUGUAAGCGGAAGUUGGAGAGUAAGAAAGAAGCUCUUCUGAUUCUGUCUAAAGAGCUGGACACCUGUCAGCAGGAGAGGGAUCAGUACAAACUGAUGGCCAACCAGCUUCGUGAGCGACACCAGGGACUAAAGAAGAAGUACAGAGAACUCAUUGAUGGAGAUCCUUCUCUGCCUCCAGAGAAAAGGAAUCAAGUGAAUUUAGCCCAGCUACUGAGAGACUCCAGAGAGCGAAACUCUCAGCUGUCUGAGGAGGUGAAGGAGCUGAAACAGCGACUACUGGAAGCUCAGGGUGAUAACAAGCUUCUACGGAUGACCAUCACCAAACAGAGGCUGGGAGACGAAGAGGUCGGCGCCCGACACUUUCCCGCGCAUGAGCGAGAAGAUCUGGUCAAACAGUUAGAAAGAGCGAGAGAGCAGAACGAGGUGCUGGAGAACAGCGUGAAGUCGCUCACGGACGAGCUGCAGGAUGUUCGAGCAGAGCGGGACGUGUUUCAACAGAAGGCUCAUCGUCUCAAUGUGGAGAUGAACCACAUAGUGGGGAAUGAUGAUGUCCGCAUCUUAGACAUCGACGCGCUCUGCAUGGAGAACAGGUAUUUGCAUGAGCGACUUAAUCAACUUCAAGAAGAGGUCAACUUGCUCAAGACAAAUUUGCUGAAGUACAAGAGUGCCCUGGAGUGUAGGAAGACCUCUAAAAUCAGUGGAAAGCCCAACAGCAGUGCUCUGACUGGGGUGCUUUCUGCUAAACAAGUGAAGGAACUACUGCUGUCUGAAGAAAACGGCUGCAGUUUGCCGGUGACUCCUCAGUCCAUCUCAGACCUCAAAUCUCUCGCCACAGCUCUGCUGGAAACCAUCCACGAGAAAAACAUGGUGAUUCAGCACCAGCGCCAAAUCAACAAGAUUCUUGGAAAUCGAGUAGCCGAGCUGGAGAAGAAACUAAAAACACUGGAGAUGUCCGGAUUAUGGAGCCUUCCAGGGGGAAGAGACGCCAUCAUCCUGAACACGCAGCAAGUUGAUUUGACCGAUCCGUCUGAUUCUCCGGGACAGAACGGUGACAAGAGGUCAGAAAACAAACUAGCUGAGCACGAGAGCUCCCCAGAAGACAGUGUAACACCAGCUGCGUCAGAUUUUCAAGAUGACGCACCAACACCAUCAUCGUGUGUCGAGGCCUCGAACCAAAACUGCUCACCACAGUUGGAUGAGCAAGAGUCCUCAAGGCCUCAAACAGAAACGCCAGCUAGUGAGGAGUGCCAGGAAAGUGGCCAAUCACAAAGCACUGCAGUUUUUACCAGUUUCACAACAGAAGAGGAGGGUCUGAGUGACUCCAGUGCUGAUGUGAAAUACUUGAACAGACCUGAUCCCUCAGACCCCGGCCACUCACAGCAACUCUCAGAGAACUCAGUCCCAACAGCUGGAGGAGAGGAGGAGUCCUAUGAAUGCACUGUAGGGGGGGAAAGUGUUGAAACAGAGUGUAAUGUAAUAGAGAGAAAUAGUCACAUUACAUCAUCUACUACUGUGUCUACUACAGCCUCCCAAGAGCAGCAGGAGGACGUCCUGACUACCGCGGAUGUUUGCAGUAGUCAGGAGGAGGUGUGAUGUCGCACAGCAUUAAGAAAAAGACAAAACUAAUUAAAGUAUGUACAAAAUCCACAAAGCUCUUUAAUUAUUUUUUGAAUAAUUCAAAAAUAAAAAAAACUGGUAAACUAAUCUUUGGAAAACAGCAUAUUAGAUUUCAGAUGAGUGCGAAUGAAUCAACAGUGACUCCUACCAAACUGAAGAGUAUUAACGAUACUCUUCAGAUGCUCUAAUGUUUCUCUGCUUUCACUCGCUCCAUUGUCCGAGUUCUGCACCACCUUUUGGAACUGAUGUCAAUGUGACCAAAAGUAACUGGACACCUGUGAUUCGUCAUCCCCCAAACCAUACUCACAGGAGUAAUAAUAUUCACUCCUGUGAGAGUUUCUAUUAGAUUUUUAAAACAUGGCUCAUUCAUUCACUCACACGUUUCAUGUAGUCUGCAUAUCUAAUGUGGCAAAACAGUGAUUUCUCCUUAUUAAAUAAGUAGCAAAAAAGAUGCAUGCAUCAGUGCUGUAUGUGUUAUACUUAAAGGUUUCUUUCUGCUUUUGAAGGUAACAUUUACAGAGUUGUCUGCUUUAGGUGUGAGAAUUAUUUUGCUGAUUAAAUCACAUAAUAAAAAGGAGUUAAUGAUGAUCUUUAUAAUGACCUUUGUUAGGUCAUGAACCGGUUCCUUACUGUCAAGAUUCAGCCUUGGCAUGAUUUAAUUCAGUCAUCACGAGGAUAAAAGCAAUUUGACAAAGAUGUCAGGAAGUACAGUACGCUUGUUCUAAACACGACGUGCCCUAUGUGAACCAAGCGCAAACCCACCUUAUGCUUUACUUAACAUUCGCAGCGUAUAAUCAGCCGUGUAGCAAAGCCGCAUAUGACAACACGGAGUUCAUGAGACCGUAUGAUGAUGUGAUAUGUCAACAAUGUAAAAGCUAACUCAAAUGGUUAACGUUCAGAGACUACAUGUUCUAGUGGUGCUUUAUUUUAUCACAUCAAAUAUUAUGAAAUGGCAGGUAAUGUACAGAACAACCAAUAUGUUAUCAGAAAGUAUAAUAAAAAAUGGGGUUAUGAUCUGAGAGGAGAGCUAAAAAAAAAAAAAAAAGGAUGGACAACAAAGAAGAGCUUGUUCAAAUUAACCUGUGCAGUGAAUUUGUGGAAUAAUAUGGAGAAGGGUUCUGAAAAUGUGCACAAAUAUAAAUCAGUUUUAAGAAAUUAUACAUGGAAAAAAACCACUUAUAAAGCAGUAUAUGGAAGCAGAGUAUUAAGUAUUAAACUCUGCCUGGAUAUUUGGGUUGAAUACUGUGAGGUGAUAUGAUGGUUAUACUGUGCAUAAAGAUAUAAAAAUAUUUUUAGAUUGUUGUAUAGGUAUAUUUAUUUAUAGAUACAGGUAUAUAUUAUGCUCUAUAACCAAAAACAGAAAUAUCAUUUAAACAGGAAGUGGGAAUUGGAAAGCAUUUGCUUCCUUCCACUCCUUUUCGAACAGGAAAUGGUCAGUAUUUUAUGGGAUGUCAGUCUGUGGAGUUUAAUAUAAUGGCUUUCUUUAUUUCAUACCCAUUUUUUAAUAUUUAUUAACAUUUGUUACUUAUAUGUUGGAAAUAAAGAUUUCCUUCCUUUUAUUCUUUCAAAUAUGUGUUAAAUGCUAUAUGACAGCAUGCUACUGAGUGAAUAAAGACAGUCUCAGUUGUUUCUUUGA